This is a messenger RNA of Endocarpon pusillum Z07020, 396 nucleotides long. RefSeq lists its product as uncharacterized. Gene Ontology annotation, cellular component: membrane; intracellular membrane-bounded organelle. Gene Ontology annotation, molecular function: ATP hydrolysis activity; lipid carrier activity; ABC-type transporter activity. The record is from RefSeq and is a predicted model, not a curated record. Lineage: Eukaryota; Fungi; Ascomycota; Eurotiomycetes; Verrucariales; Verrucariaceae. Bases 1 to 396 code for a protein of 131 amino acids. Gene Ontology annotation, biological process: transmembrane transport; lipid transport. The transcript has a single exon.
AUGACUGUGGUUGAGCACUUGAACUUCUAUGCUCGAAUACGAGGAGUGCCUGAUCUUACACACAACGUCAACGAGGUGAUGCGAGGCGUCGGUCUCCAGCCUUAUGCAAAUCGUAUGGCGGCUAAACUCUCGGGCGGUAAUAAGCGAAAACUCUCGCUUGGAAUCGCUCUUAUAGGCAACCCUUCUGUGCUACUCCUUAACGAGCCUUCUUCCAGCAUGGACGCUGCAAGCAAACGAGUCAUGUGGCGGACUCUUGCUUCCGUUGUGCCCGGCCGCUCGCUCGUGCUCACCACAUACAGCAUGGAGGAAGCCGACGCGCUCGCCAACCAAGCAGGAAUUAUGGCCAGUAGAAUGCUAGCUUUAGGAACAACCGACCACCUCAGACGAGCAUCCUAA